Columba livia (rock pigeon) is the source of this 8091-nucleotide messenger RNA. It is a transcript of the gene ANKRD52, whose product is annotated as ankyrin repeat domain 52. The coding region runs from base 673 to 4176 and encodes 1167 amino acids. Gene Ontology annotation, molecular function: protein binding. The transcript has 28 exons. Lineage: Eukaryota; Metazoa; Chordata; Aves; Columbiformes; Columbidae. The record is from RefSeq and is a predicted model, not a curated record.
CCCAGCGGGGGUCCCCGUGUCCUUCCCGCCCCGGGACAACCGGACGGGAACCGGGGCAGAGCGGCCCCGCUGGGCUGCACCGGCCCGCGGCCCCGCCCGCCUCCCCAAGCAGCGCCCGGUGUGCGGCUGCCGGCUGGAGCUGCUGUUGGGCUCUGUCCGGUCACCCCCGUUAGGGAGCCCCCGGUGCGGGACCCCCGGCCUACGGCAGCGCCGGACGCACGAUGGACACAGCCCCGGUAGCACCCGCCUCCCCCGAACGCGGCUCGGCCGGGCCGCAGCGGUGCUGCCGCGGGUGUCCCCGCUCGGUGUGUCCCGGUGGGCGUUUCGGGGACGGGAGCGGCGGGAGCCGUGCCCGGUCCGUCCCGUCCCGUCCCGUCCCCAGGGCGGCCACGACCCCGCAGUCCCGACCCCCGCUCGUUCCGCGAUCUGCGGUUCUGUCCGGGCAGGGGCCGCACAACCGACGCUCCAAGUGCCCCCGCUGGGGCCGGGGGCACCGCGGGGACCCGGAGCCGCUGGGGAGGGGGCGAAGUGAUGCCCUGACCCCCCAAACCGGCCCAGCUCCCGGCAGCGCGUCCCGGGGAUGGGGCGGGGGCUGCCGGGCGAUGCCCCGGUACCGGCUACAGGCGCCCUGGGGGGUCCGGUUGCAGCCCCGCACCGGGGUGGAGGGGGGGGAUGUGCCGCCUGCUCGGUGCCCACGGGGAAGCGGCUGCUCGGGGGGUCCCGGGGGAGCCCCGGGGGGCUCCGGCUGCGCUCCCUGAGGACGCGGGCCCGGGGCCGCCCCCCCGCAGCGCGUCCCCCGCCCGGUUCCGGCCAUGGCGACCGGCGGCGGCGCUGCGGCCCCGGCGGCGGCGGCCGCUCCCCGGGCGGUGGGCGGGCCCAGGCGCUCCCCGCCCCGCCAGCCGCCCGAGCGGAGCCGCCGCGGCCGGAGCCCGAUGCCGGGAGCUGGGCGCUGAGGGCGGCCCCGAGAUGGGGAUUCUCAGCAUCACGGACCAGCCUCCUCUGGUCCAAGCCAUCUUCAACCGCGACAUCGAGGAGGUGCGGUCGCUGCUGAACCAGAAGGAGAACAUCAACGUCUUGGACCAAGAGAGACGGACACCGCUGCACGCUGCUGCCUACAUCGGAGAUGUCGCCAUCCUCGAGCUCCUUAUUUUGUCAGGUGCUAAUGUUAACGCGAAGGACACGGUUUGGCUCACCCCGCUGCACCGCGCGGCGGCGUCUCGGAACGAGAAGGCACUUCACCUCCUCCUGAAGCACUCGGCGGACGUCAACGCCCGCGACAAGUACUGGCAAACGCCCCUGCACGUCGCCGCCGCCAACCGGGCCACCAAGUGCGUGGAGGCCAUCGUCCCCCUGCUGAGCACCGUCAACGUGGCGGACCGCACGGGCCGCACCGCGCUGCACCACGCCGUGCACAGCGGCCACCUCGAGAUGGUGAACCUGCUGCUGAACAAAGGCGCCAACCUGAGCACUUGCGACAAGAAGGACCGGCAGCCCAUCCACUGGGCGGCUUUCCUAGGGCAUUUGGAAGUUCUGAAGCUGCUGGUGGCCCGGGGAGCUGACGUGAUGUGUAAGGACAAGAAGGGCUACACUCUGCUGCACACCGCGGCUGCCAGCGGCCAGAUCGAGGUCGUGCGUCACCUGCUGAGGCUGGGGGUCGAGAUCGAUGAACCAAAUUCCUUCGGCAACACUGCACUUCACAUCGCCUGCUACAUGGGCCAAGACGCCGUGGCCAAUGAGCUGGUCAAUUACGGCGCCAACGUCAAUCAGCCUAACGAGAAGGGCUUCACCCCUCUGCACUUCGCCGCCGUCUCCACCAACGGGGCCCUGUGCCUGGAGCUCCUCGUCAACAACGGGGCCGACGUCAACUUCCAGAGUAAGGAAGGGAAGAGCCCGCUGCACAUGGCCGCCAUCCACGGACGGUUCACGCGCUCACAGAUCCUCAUCCAGAACGGCAGCGAGAUUGACUGCGCUGACAAAUACGGCAAUACCCCCCUCCACGUUGCUGCUAGAUACGGCCACGAGCUGCUAAUUAGUACUUUGAUGACGAAUGGUGCUGACACUGCAAGGCGUGGGAUCCACGACAUGUUCCCUCUGCACUUAGCUGUUCUCUUCGGAUUCUCAGACUGUUGUCGUAAGCUACUUUCCUCAGGUCAGUUGUACAGUAUCGUCUCCUCGCUGAGCAACGAGCACGUGCUGUCUGCGGGCUUCGAUAUCAACACGCCGGACAACCUCGGGAGGACUUGCCUCCACGCUGCUGCUUCGGGAGGGAACGUUGAAUGUCUUAAUUUGCUGUUGAGCAGCGGUGCUGACUUGAGGAGGAGAGAUAAAUUCGGAAGGACUCCACUGCACUACGCGGCUGCCAACGGCAGCUACCAGUGUACGGUGACACUGGUGACGGCGGGAGCCAGUAUUAACGAGGCCGACUGUAAAGGCUGCACCCCCCUACACUAUGCUGCUGCUUCGGACACGUACAGGAGAGCGGAGACUCAUUCAGGAAACAGCCACGACAGCGACGAGGAGCCGCUGAAGGAGUCCAGGCUGAAGGAGGCGUUCUUUUGUUUGGAGUUCCUGCUGGAUAAUGGUGCUGACCCGUCCCUGCGGGACAAGCAGGGAUACACCGCCGUCCACUACGCAGCCGCGUACGGCAACAGGCAGAACCUCGAACUGCUCCUGGAAAUGUCUUUUAACUGCCUGGAGGACGUGGAGAGCACCGUUCCCGUCAGCCCUUUGCACUUAGCUGCCUACAAUGGUCACUGUGAAGCCCUCAAGACACUUGCCGAGACCCUGGUGAACCUGGACGUGCGGGACCACAAGGGCCGCACCGCGCUGUACCUCGCCACGGAGCGCGGCUCCACCGAGUGCGUGGAGGUGCUGACCAGCCACGGCGCCUCCGCGCUGGUCAAGGAGAGGAAGAGGAAGUGGACGCCGCUCCACGCUGCAGCUGCCAACGGGAACACGGAUUCCCUGCACCUCCUGAUCGACAGCGGGGAGCGGGCGGACAUCACCGACGUCAUGGACGUCCACGGCCAAACCCCGCUGAUGCUGGCCAUCAUGAACGGCCACGUCGACUGUGUCCACCUCCUGCUGGAGAAAGGAUCCACGGCCGACGCCGCGGACAAGCGGGGCCGGACCGCGCUGCACCGAGGGGCCGUGACGGGCUGCGAGGACUGCCUGGCCGCGCUGCUGGACCACGAUGCCUUCGUCCUGUGUCGGGAUUUCAAAGGCCGGACCCCCAUCCACUUUGCGUCGGCGUGCGGGCACCUGGAGGUGCUGCGGACCCUGCUGCAGGCAGCGCUCUCCACCGACCCUCUGGACUCCGUGGUGGAUUACAGCGGCUACUCGCCGAUGCACUGGGCUUCGUACAGUGGGCAUGAAGAUUGUCUUGAAUUGUUACUUGAACACAACCCGUUUGCAUACCUAGAAGGAAACCCCUUUACUCCAUUGCACUGUGCAGUAAUUAACAACCAGGACGGCACUGCGGAAAUGCUGGUGGAAGCAUUAGGUGCCAAGAUUGUUAAUAGCAGAGAUGCCAAAGGAAGGACCCCCCUUCACGCUGCUGCCUUUGCAGACAACGUCCACGGUUUACAGCUGCUCCUGCGCCACCAGGCCGAGGUGGACACGACCGACAAGCUGGGGAGGACCCCGCUCAUGAUGGCUUCGGAGAACGGGCACUCCGCGGCCCUCGAGUUCCUGCUGUACCAAGCGAAAGCAAAUAUAACUGUGCUGGACGUCAACAAGAACACGGCUCUUCACCUGGCCUGCAGCAAGGGCCAUGAAAAGUGUGCCUUGUUGAUCCUGGGGGAAACCCACGACCUCGGCCUUAUCAAUGCAAGUAACAGUGCUCUGCAGAUGCCGCUCCACAUUGCCGCGCGGAACGGGCUGGCCUCCGUGGUCCAGGCCCUGCUCAGCAGAGGUGCCACCGUGCUGGCUGUGGAUGAAGAAGGUCACACCCCGGCCCUGGCCUGUGCCCCCAACAAGGACGUGGCCGACUGCCUGGCACUGAUCCUCUCCACCAUGAAGCCUUUCCCGCCGAAAGACGCCAUCGGCUCCUUCAGCUUCAACCUCCUCAAGAACUGCGGCAUCGCGGCCAAGGCCUGCGGGCCCCUGCCCAACGGCAGCGCCUACGGCCAGGAGCGGCCCAGCGCCAUCGGCCUGGACGGCUGCUACUCCGAGUAGCUCCCGCCAACGGGUGACCCAAUAUCUUAUUAUAUUUAUUUAGAAAUUCUAUAAAUAUAGGGCACUUUAAAGGAGAACAAGACUGGGCGAGCCCUCGGAGCACGCCAAGAGUUCAGCGCGGCCCCGUCCGGCGCUGCUAAUUAGCUUAACGAGCGCCGUGUCCUCCGUCGCUCCCCGAGACGAGGCGGGUGCCGCUGCGCUUCGUCCCCCGGCUUUUGGGGCGAAUCGAGGCGGGUUUGGUUCCGACGGGGCCGCCCGAACUCUUGGCGCGGUGCGGGGUGGGAUUCUCGGGGAGCGGGUCCCCCCCUCGCUGACGCCGUUUUGGUUCGUUUCGAAUCCUCACGCUCGUCCUUUAAUUCCAAUACACUUGAAUCACGAUCUACUGUACCCGGGACACUACGACUCUCCCUUUGGCAGCUGUGGUUGAUAUGCAAACAGGGGCGCCCUGCUGGAGCCUCCCCCCUCACCAGGCACUUUAGGGAUUCUGUUGGUCGGUCGGUUGAUUUCUUGGCGAAAAUCCUAAAGAAACCUCCUUAUUUUGAUAUAUUCCGCUUUAUUUUCGCUCUGGUUUGCGUGGCCGUUUCCAUGCGAGACUCAGUGUUGCUUUUUUAUUUUGAGAAGUUAUUUAUAAAGAAACAAGCAUUUACCUUUAAAAACAAACCAUAAAUAGAAUAUCCUGAAAGUUGAGCCUUUUCACAAGGAAAAAGAUGCACUUCAAAGUCCUAAUUCACAACCUUUAGCAAGUCUGUGUUAAUUUUUCUAACGUCUUGGCAGGAUUAUCAGCGUGUACGUGGGAUCGUUGUUUCUUCGCUUUGGGUUCGUUCUUUUAUUAACGUAGCGAUCGUAUUUAUAAGGCAGGUUUGGAGCACUCGAUGUUGCACUGGUAUGUGUUCAUCCUUUCCGUCGCUGUUAUUUUCGGGGUGUUUUCGGGUGUCUUUCCGAGUUACUGUAACGGCACCGUGUGCGAAACCCGCCGCUUGUCGUCUCCGUGUGGCGAGUCCGUUCCAAGCCAAAGACGCAGCGAUGGGGUGACGAGCGUUUCGGGGACCGUCCCCAACCUGGGGGUCCCGGCGCCCCCCCCGGGGGCCAUUAAAGCGUCCCCGGUGGCCACUCGAGCGUUUUUAUAACCAAAAUAACGCGUCGCGUCUUCUUUUUCUCCUUUAAAAACCAACCGCGGUGGCCCCUCCUUUACAGGGCCCCCCCCGCGCUGUUCGUUUCUUUUACCAAAGCCGAACUCUUAGAACCAAACACGGAGAUUCCAGCCUUGGCCUUUGGGUGAUAAAGCACAUUGAUUUCCCUUCGCCUUCUCACGGAGGAGUUUUGGGUUUGUUUUGUCCCGUUAACCAAACCUGCACUUUGUUCGGUAAAGCACUCGAGAAUUCGGCGCCGGGGGAGCGGCUGCUCCGCGGAUUGUCCCAUUUUUUGGGUCUUUGGGGGGGGUUUUCCCCUUUAUGGAUCUAUAGGAUCGUCCUUUGGCAGCACGACGCUCCCUCGGCGCCGGCACAGGGUUGUGCCCCCGGCCGCCGGCGUCUCCCCCAAAAACCCCUUUAGCGUUACCCUUUCCGCACCGAAUACCUCAGUUCGGAACCAGAAUAAACUUGAACCCCCGGCUGCCAAACCCCUGGCGGCGUCAAGAACUGGACCCCCACCCUGUUUACACGCAGCCGGGGGGUGGGGGGGGGGGGGGUGGAUUUUGGCUUCGCUUUAUCUCCACAGGGCAGGAAAACGGGUCCAAAGUCCCGAGCCGGCGUCUUCAAGGGCUAAAGCGGUUUAUUCCGCGGAGGGGACCGAGGUGUCACCACCCCGGUGCGGCCGCGUCCCUUGGAAAAUGCUGCUUUUCCUUCCCCCCCCCCCACCGCCACGUUGUUUUCUUGUUGAUUUUUUGGGUGGUUUUCAGUCGCUUUGCACGGAGAAGGAACCGCGUUCUCCCUUCGGCUUCGUCCCCGCGCCGACUCCGAGACAAUCAGUGUGAUCUCCGUAAGGGCUUCUCCAUCCCCACCCGCAGCGCCACGCAGGAAGAAAUAGGUAGUAAAUAGAAAUAGCCGCUCUUUGCUCUUAGGAUCCUCCCCCCCCUUCCCCUUGUGUCUUAUAAUAAUAAUGAUAGAGGGCAAGGAGGCUCCAGCAGCGCACCUAUGGGGGGGGUGGGUGGGGGGGCGACACAUUUGGGGUGGGAAUGGGGACACGCAAGUCCCAGUCUUGUUCUCCUUUAACGCUGUUAUCGUAUCCAUUCGACAGCACAGCUUGACAAUUUCAGUAAUAAUCCAAGUGUUCGGUAAUAAUGGCGUUUAUUUUGCUAAAAUGAGAUCUUUUUGUGAUGGUUUCCCCCCCCCCAAAAAAAAUAAACCAACCCCCCCGGUGCAUUGUUAUAAGAGGGAUGGAGGGAAACUUCCCCGGCCCCACAACUUGGACCUUGAUGCCAAAGUCGGACCAUUCCCGCUCUUCACCCCUAAACCCCGACGCUACUUAAAUCUCUUGGUUUCGGGUCCCGCACACCCCAAAAUUGGGAAGUUUCUCUCCUCCCACUUGGUCCAAAGCACUUGCUUCAAGUAAUAAGCACUUUUGUUCAAGCAUGAGUCCGGAUUCCCUCGAGCAUCCCGCGGGAGAAGCGUCUUUUGGGUUUAUUUUUUCAUUUCUAAUUUAAAAAGAAAAAAAAAAAAAAAAAAAGGAAAAAAAAAAAUAAGAAAAUAAGAAGUUUGUUUCUAAGGAAUGAAUGAAUGAACAAAGGGAAGGUGUGUUUGCAAAGGAAGGAAGGAAGAGAAACGCAAAAACAAACAGCACAAAUGCAUUUCAAGGCGCCGGGCGCGUUGGCGCCGGCGAGCGGAGCCAUAUGAACUGCUGAAUGUACCGGCCGGGGGGGCCGGGGGCCUGUCCCCCCCACCCAGCUCCAGGCGAUUGGGAGUUCUCACUUUGCUUUAGGAAAUCCGCCCCCCCCACCCCGUUUCUCCCCCAUUUUGGGGUCGGGUCCCCACGUCCCGGUAGUGCUAAAACCGCCCCGAAUGGGGCAGGUUUGGGGUUCUGGUUGUGCCGAGAUGAACCAGAACGAACCCCAAACAGCCCGGAGAUGAGAUUGUGCUUUUCUGCUGCUUUUUGGGGUCCCCCCCGCAACCGCAAACCAAAGGAAAAUCCCCCCGUAGCACACGGACCCGCGGCCUCGGCCCUGGGGGGUUUUCCUUUUGCUUCUCUUUUUUUUUCCUUUUUCUUUCUUUUUUCUUUCUUUUUCAUUAUUUUUCUCUUUUUUCCUUUUUUUCCCCUUUUUUCCUUUUUUUAAUUAUUACCGUUUUUCUUUUUUCCUUUUUUCUUUUCCCUUUUCUUUUUUUAAUUAUCACUAUUUUCCUUUUUCCUCAUUUUAAUUAUUACCAUUUUUCCUUUCUUCUUCUUCCUCCUUUUUCCUUUUUCCUCUUUUUUCCUCAUUAUUCUAUUUUCUUGUUUUUAAUUAUUACUAUUUUUCCUUUUUCCUUUCCUCUUUCCCCUUUUCCUUUUCCCUUUUCCCUCAUUUUAAUUAUUACCAUUUUUCCUUUCUUCUCCUUCCUCCUUUUUCCUUUUUCUUCUUUAUUCCUUAUUACUCUCUUUUCUUUCUUUUAAUUAUUACUAUUUUUCCUUUUUCCUCUCUUGGGCACUUUUGAAAAGAGCCAAAAAAACCUCAAAACAACCCAAAACUGAGAUUCGGCCGAAGCUCCGGGGCCCUUUGAUUAAACCCAAACCCUCAGCAUUUCCAGCAAUGGGCCGGGACCCACCUCCACUCGUCCUCAUUGAAUCCGUGUGUCCCACACGGGGGAGAAGGGGUGGGGGGGAACACCCCCCCCAAAAAACACCCAGAAAAAGGAAAACUAAGGAAAAGUAGCCUUACUCGACCCUGUCGUGUCGAUAUUGUUCGUCAACUUGAAAACUAAUAAAGGAAACGCAUGGAAACCUGGA